AUGAAGACCUCUCAUUGUUACCAUGUCUUGGCAGCGCUCAGCUUCUGGAUUCUCGCAGUGGUAUAUGGAUCGGAAGCUGGAGGUACCCUCAGCCAGAAUAAUCAAGAGGAACCAUGGGUAGUCCACCGCGUCAAAACAUGGCUCGAAAAGCACAAGGCAAAAUUGUCGCGACUGGUGCAUCGCAACAGCAAGAACAACCAAAAGAAUCAAGACUCCUUUGAAGCUCCUCGCGUGGUGGAAAAUUUCUUAUCCGCCGAUGAAGCUACCCAAUUGUUACAACGCUAUCAACCUCUGUUACAUGAUUCGCAAGAACGCGAUGGAGGACACGUCAAAUCAUCCUCGCAGUAUCGAAGUUCUCGGUCGGUACGAUUGCCUCCUCUUGGAGACAAACUAGUCUUUGCCGUGGAACAACGAGCUGCGGCAUUGGCGGGAUACCCGGUCGAUCGGGUCGAAGAUUUUCAAUUGGCAUGUUACAAUCAUGCACAACUGUACGCCUUGCAUCGCGACGAUGCGGCUGCCAAUACGAAUCCUAAUACCAAACGGGUUGCCACGGUACUCAUCUACAUUCAAGCUCCCAUAAGAGGUGGCAAUACUCUGUUUACCAUGCGACCAUUGGAAGAAGAAACUGAUUUGAAACUGCGACAACCAUUACGGACCGAACAAGAUGCCGUGGAGCUAUUUCAACACUAUUGCAAAAGCCAUUGUCGACAACCCAAUAAGAAAAAGCGAUUUAAUAAGCAUCAUGUGGUAGUGGAGCCAAGUGUGGGACGAGCCGUGACGUGGGACAAUUGGAAGAAGAACAACACGGUAUUCAUGAAAGAAUCCACCCACGGGGCAUGUCCGGUCUGGAAAGGACAAAAAUGUGUCAUUCAGCAAUGGAUUGCAUCCGACGCGCUGCCACUGCGACGACACAAUCUACUCGCCAUUGUCCCACUGGGAGCCGAGUAUUCGUACCAUUCCGCCAUCCAUGAUACUACUACUACGAGCGCCACCCAAAACUGUUUCCCGGAUGUCAGCACACAACAAGGCAAAUACAUGUCCGAGCUGUGUGCGGAUUUGUCCACCAGCCUGUCGACGAUUACAAAGCUCCAGGAGGGUCCGUAUGAAAACGUCGGAGCGUUGCAUCUCGACAACACUGGCUUUUCGACUACAUUACCGUUCCACACAAUAUUCGCAGACAAUGACGACGACAAUACAUCAUCAUCAUCCAAAGGCUGCACACUCUUGUUUUGGGUCUCCAAGCCACAGUCAGGACUCACGUUGGUUUCCUGGGAGCAUGACAAGCUGGGACGCAUACAAUUGCAACAGGUGGAAGGCUUUCAGUUGGAACUGUCGUGGGCCGGUACAGCAAGUAGUACUACCGUUGACAACAAUUCAUCCUCCUUGGCCAUUCUGAGCAUAGACCCCGAAGAUUGGUAUGAUUGGUCCUGGGUGUCGGUCUACACGAGUCUUUCACAAGUCUCUGUGAAGGUACACUCCCGUGGUGGUUAUGUCUUGGGACAAGCACUGGCGGAGAGUCCACAUGCAACAACAACUCGUGAUGAUGAAUCUUGUAGCACGGCUGAUGAACAACCAUCACAACAACAAGUCAAGUUGUCAUUGUUCACUGCUACUCUAAUGACCCACCGUAGUACAGACGACGGCAAAGCAGCUGCCAGUGGCACUUCCACUGCUUUUGUGGAACAGGAGCAAACUGCUGCCUUUACCAAAAAAGCACCAGCCAACAACAACAAUAUUGUCCUGCCUUCGGUCGAUGUCUCCUUUUUGCUUCUCUAUAAAGGGCGUUUGGAUGACUCGGAUGCCGCCCAAUUGCGUCGUCAAGCCAAGCGAUACGAUGCUACGUCCUAG
Seminavis robusta is the source of this 1848-nucleotide messenger RNA. The record is from the annotation of a GenBank genome assembly. Lineage: Eukaryota; Bacillariophyta; Bacillariophyceae; Naviculales; Naviculaceae.